Messenger RNA from Didymosphaeria variabile, 381 nucleotides. RefSeq lists its product as uncharacterized. The record is from RefSeq and is a predicted model, not a curated record. Bases 1 to 381 code for a protein of 126 amino acids. The transcript has a single exon. Lineage: Eukaryota; Fungi; Ascomycota; Dothideomycetes; Pleosporales; Didymosphaeriaceae.
AUGGCCAACACCCGCACCAACCGCUUCUCCUUCGGCUCUCCCUCCCGCACCCCCAGCACCUCCCUCCGCCGCCUGCGCACCGCCUUCUCGCCAACCCGCUCCUCUCGCAGCAUCUCGCCCUCAUCCACAGGCACCACUUCGCCUCUCGCCCGCGGCCGCGACCGCACCGGCUCCCCGGACAGCCACCGUAGCUCCGGCUCCAUGAACAGCAUCCGCGACAUCCUGAUGCUGCGCCACAAGCCGAGCGUCUUGGACCUUGAAAUGGAAGAAGAGAAGCACCUCUUCUCGCACGAGCUCGACGUUCUGGAGCCUCGACCAAGUAUGGGAGAGUGCAAGGGCGCCGGAGUCGGCAUCUUCGAAGUCUUGGAUGGAAAGUUUUAG